GGCGUGGAAGUUUUCCCCCCGAGCCGACCGGCGCGGAGCCGUCGGCAGGUAACAGUCUUCGUGCGUGAAUGAAAACUGUAGAAACAUCGCCGGAAGGGGGGGGUGAAAACGUUGCUAUCACCCAGUCGGGAUGUGGAUCACCAUCAAAGUGUGCUUCUCCCAUUGAGCGAGGCAUCCACCGUAGGCUAGACCCUUCAGGAGUAAGAGAGCCUGUAUUUACUCCAGGGAUUACAUUACCACACCAGAGGCCUGCCAGACAGACCCACGGACAGACACGCUGCUUCACCACCCAAGGUCCCGCUGCCCGCUCCUGGUGGCGGUGCCCAGUCAGCGGCUCCAGUGUUAAUAUGUAAACGGUACGAUGAUUGAAGACUGAAGGCAGUUUCCCCGGCUGUGCCCUGAACCCGGGCCGCGCGCCAUUGGCCGCCAGCUUCGGCAGCCAAACAACCAAUGGGAGGGCGCCGACCACGAGCCGUCCUCCCUCGGGCCGCGUGUCUCUCGCCCUGAUUGGUGGAAAGUUACUGUGGGAAAGAAAGUUUGGGAAGUUUCACACGAGCCGUUCGCGUGCAGUGCUAGAUAUAAAUACAAGCCACACGCGGAGAGCCCAACAGAGAGACUCUGCAUCCGCUCAUGACAGACGCUGCCGCUGCGCACCGCUCUGACGGAUUCUAACUUGGUACACAUCUCAGGAUUUUUUUUUUUUUCUUUUUCCUUUUUGCGGGAGAGGGGACUUUUGAAUAUCUUGCGCUGAAAAUAUUCAUCGUCCUUCUUCCUGCAUCCUGCAUCAGUGGACCGUAAUUUGCUGUGGGGUGUUUUUGGUUUUUUUUUUUUAAAUUUUGUGGGAUAUUUCCGAUAAAAAGAUGCCCGCCGACAUGAUGGAAAAAACCUCCUCCUCCCCGGUCGCUGCAACCCCGGCAAGCAUGAACACAACUCCCGAUAAACCCAAGACAGCCUCCGAGCACAGAAAGUCAUCCAAGCCAAUUAUGGAAAAGAGGAGAAGAGCCAGAAUCAACGAGAGCUUGGGGCAGCUGAAAACUCUCAUCCUGGAUGCGCUCAAAAAAGAUAGCUCCAGACACUCGAAGCUGGAGAAGGCGGACAUCCUGGAGAUGACGGUGAAGCAUCUCCGGAACCUCCAGAGGGCUCAGAUGACCGCUGCCCUCAACACAGACCCCACGGUCUUGGGAAAAUACCGUGCCGGUUUCAGCGAGUGCAUGAAUGAAGUCACCCGGUUCCUGUCCACCUGCGAAGGUGUCAACACCGAGGUCAGGACGCGGCUGCUCGGUCACCUGGCCAACUGCAUGACCCAGAUUAACGCCAUGAACUAUCCCAGCCAGCAUCAGCACCAGCACCAGCUCCCCUCCACCGCCGGGCCAACACACCCCUCGUUCGGCCAGUCCAUGGUGCAGAUCCCCAGCUCGUCCCCGCAGGUCCUGCCCAUGAACGCAGUCUCCUGUAAAGGGGGCUCCUCGCCGGCGAGUUUACCCUCAGACGCCACCAAAGUGUACGGCGGUUUCCAGAUCGUGCCUGCCACAGAUGGACAGUUUGCAUUCCUCAUACCCAACGCGGCGUUUGCGCCAAAUGGCCCCGUUAUCCCAGUGUACGCCAACAACGUCAGCACGCCAGUCCCUGUGCCGGCUGCGGUUUCCCCAGGAGCCCCGUCAGGCAACACGGACUCAGUGUGGCGACCCUGGUGAAAAGUGGAAAAGGACCAUAAAGACUUUAAAAUGACACUUAAUAGUUCUGUCUUUGCUCAAUGUUAGAAAAGUCUUUUUGAAUCUGUUUUUUUUUCUUGUAAAUGGAAAGAGUAUGCACUAUAUUUGUACAGUUAACAAGGGAGUAAAGUUCAUAUUGAAACGAGAUUUGUAUUGUGGAAGUCCGUUCACUGCAUUUUUAUAUAUUUGAGUUGUCUUUUUUACUGUGUGAUGCCAAAGAUAUGUUCAAUGCUCUUACGCUGUUCUUCGUUUUGGAAGACAAAUACAUUUGUAAAGAUAUUAAAAAACAAAAACAACA
Messenger RNA from Xiphias gladius (swordfish), 2010 nucleotides. RefSeq names its product hairy-related 6 (gene hes1). Gene Ontology annotation, cellular component: nucleus. The transcript is spliced from 6 exons. The record is from RefSeq and is a predicted model, not a curated record. Gene Ontology annotation, biological process: regulation of neurogenesis; Notch signaling pathway; anterior/posterior pattern specification. Gene Ontology annotation, molecular function: RNA polymerase II cis-regulatory region sequence-specific DNA binding; protein dimerization activity; DNA-binding transcription factor activity, RNA polymerase II-specific. The coding region runs from base 861 to 1694 and encodes 277 amino acids. NCBI's taxonomy places the organism in Eukaryota, Metazoa, Chordata, Actinopteri, Istiophoriformes, Xiphiidae.